Lolium rigidum is the source of this 870-nucleotide messenger RNA. Its product is annotated as aquaporin PIP2-5-like. NCBI's taxonomy places the organism in Eukaryota, Viridiplantae, Streptophyta, Magnoliopsida, Poales, Poaceae. Gene Ontology annotation, cellular component: plasma membrane. The transcript has a single exon. Gene Ontology annotation, biological process: transmembrane transport. The coding region runs from base 1 to 870 and encodes 289 amino acids. Gene Ontology annotation, molecular function: water channel activity. The record is from RefSeq and is a predicted model, not a curated record.
AUGGCAGCAGCAGAGGGCAAGCUGAGCCCGGAGGACAAUGUUAAGGAGGAUAUGAUCAGCAGCAAGGACUACCUUGACCCUGCCCCAACGCCGCUGUUUGACGCCGGCGAGCUGGGCAAGUGGUCCCUCUACCGCGCCGUCAUCGCCGAGUUCACUGCCACGCUCCUCUUCGUCUACGUCGCCGUCACCACGGUCAUCGGCCACAAGCGCCAAACCGACACCGAAGCGUGCAGCGGCGCCGGCGUGCUAGGCAUCGCCUGGGCCUUCGGCGGCAUGAUCGCCGUCCUCGUAUACUGCACCGCCGGCAUCUCCGGCGGCCACAUCAACCCUGCCGUGACCUUUGGGCUUCUGCUGUCCAGGAAGGUCUCGCUGCCGCGUGCUUUCCUCUACAUGGCGGCGCAGUGCCUUGGCGCCAUCUGCGGCGCGGCACUUGUCAGGGCUGUGCACGGCUCGCACCACUACGCGCUCUACGGCGGCGGCGCCAACGAGCUUGCGCCAGGGUUCUCCAAGUCGGCAGGGCUGGUGGCCGAGGCUCUGGGCACCGCCGUUCUGGUGUACACCGUGUUUUCGGCGACUGACCCGAAGCGCAUGGCCAGGGACUCGCAUAUCCCGGUGCUGGCGCCGCUGCUCAUCGGGUUCGCGGUAAUGAUGGUGCAUCUGGCCACCAUCCCCGUCACCGGUACCGGCAUCAACCCGGCCAGGAGCCUCGGAGCCGCCGUGGUGUACAACGGCGAAAAGGCGUGGGACGACCAGUGGAUCUUCUGGGUCGGGCCGUUCCUCGGUGCCGCCGUCGCCAUGGUGUACCACCAGUACGUCCUCAGGAACUGCGCCGCAAAGUCAUUCCGCUCCAAAUACGACAUCGAAGCAUAG